AUGACUCCUGCAGUGAUUCCUCCAAUUCGUAGUGUUGUGCGCCUUACAGUAGAGCCAAAUAACUUUGAAUUGAAGCCUGCAUUGGUACAGUUAGUGCAGAAGGAGCUGUUUUCUGGAACCAGUGCAGAGUACCCUUACUUGCAUAUAGAAAAUUUUCUGUUGUUGAGUGAUACUGUGAAAAUUAAUGGUGUCACAAGGGAUGCAAUCUUAUUGAGACUAUUCACUCAUUCACUGAAGGAUGAUGCCAGGAGAUGGCUACAAUUCUUUUCAACAUCCAAGAAGGCAAAGUUGAAGGAUGAGAUCACAGGAUUCAAGCAAAAGGAUUCAGAGUCUAUCUAUGAGGCCUGGGAGAGGUUUAAGACACUCUUGAGGAAAUGUCCACAACAUGGAAUAGAAGUGUGGAAUCAAGCAGCAAUAUUCCUCCAAGGGUUGACAACCAACACCAGGACAUUGGUGAAUGCCACAACAGGUGGUUCAUUGACAACCAAGACUCCUCAGGAAGCCCUUCACAUCUUUGAGUCUCUAGCAUCUCAGGAGUUUGACAAUGCUCCGUUGCAGCAAGUUCAGAAACAACAACAACAACAACUAGAUACUCUCACCAAGACUUCUCAGAAGGUUGCUUCUGUGGACACUAAUUCUGUGUGUGCCAUUUGUGGGAAAAGCCAUGUUACUGAUGAUUGUGACUAUGGAGAGUCUGUUGAACAUGCAGAAGUAAAUGGAGUGUGUUAUGACCACAACAACCAGAGGAAUUACAACAACCAGGGGCGAAAUGUCUAUGUGCCACCAUGGAAGAACAAGAAUCAACACCCAGGGUUCAGUUACAGUUCCAACCAUCAGUUGAAUCCUCCACUACAUCCUCCACCACCAAAUUCAUCAUAG
Messenger RNA from Gastrolobium bilobum, 879 nucleotides. RefSeq lists its product as uncharacterized. The record is from RefSeq and is a predicted model, not a curated record. The transcript has 3 exons. Bases 1 to 879 code for a protein of 292 amino acids. Lineage: Eukaryota; Viridiplantae; Streptophyta; Magnoliopsida; Fabales; Fabaceae.